Gasterosteus aculeatus aculeatus (three-spined stickleback) is the source of this 4121-nucleotide messenger RNA. RefSeq names its product fucosyltransferase 9a (gene fut9a). NCBI's taxonomy places the organism in Eukaryota, Metazoa, Chordata, Actinopteri, Perciformes, Gasterosteidae. Gene Ontology annotation, cellular component: membrane. The record is from RefSeq and is a predicted model, not a curated record. Gene Ontology annotation, molecular function: alpha-(1->3)-fucosyltransferase activity.
GUAUCUUUUUUUUCUUCUUCUUUUUUUGGGGGGGGAAUCAAGACGAUGGAUGUGGGCUCACCCGGAUCCUUUCUUGCAAAUACGGCGGGCGGGCGCGACUUUCUAUUCCAGACGCACCCGCAUCUCCCGUACGUUGCGAGGUGUCUCUGAACGGCGCGCGCACGGACCCCAUGGAGGACAUGAGAAGAAAGGUCUAUUUUGACUCACGCCUGUCGAGAUGGAGGCGUCAUUAAGAAGACCUGUGCUUUCAAGAUCAAACGCAUCCCAUUAGAUCAUUAAGGAUUAUUGUUAAUCUGCAUGAGAGCAAAGGGGCAUCUCUUAGCCGUGACCUUGUUUUUUGGUCUAUGAGCACUGUAUCACAAAGAAGAUUGAUCCCAUCGUCAACCCAAUGUAGGAACGUCUCCCUAAGAUUCCCACAACCUCUACUCUUGCUUGGAUUUCAGCAUUCAGUCGAAUCCACCAGGACAGAGUAUGCCAUCUGCACCUUUUCACAGAAUCCUACGACCCCUUCUGCUCGGCACUUUUGUACUGGGAUGCUUUGUGACUCUGUUUUUGAUGUAUUUUAAACCAUCCACCAGCUGGUUGUCAGGUCCUGUAGAGUCAACAGCAUCCACCAACGGGGUGAAGAACCUCUUCUCCACCAAGAGUGAUAAAAACGUGACCACGGUGCUGAUCUGGCUCUGGCCGUUCGGACAAACCUAUGACCUGGGCGUGUGCAGCUCUCUCUUCAACAUCGAAGGCUGCUUCAUAACAGCGGACCGCAACUUCUACAACAAGUCGGAUGGAGUCGUCAUCCACCACCGGGACAUCUGCACGGACUUGUCCAACCUGCCGCCGCUCCAGCGACCAUCCUUCCAGAAGUGGGUAUGGAUGAACCUGGAGUCCCCGUCACACUCCUCCCAGCUGCCUGGGAUUGAAAAUAUGUUCAAUCUCACUCUCAAUUACCGUCAGGAUGCUGACAUUGAAGUGCCUUAUGGGUCAAUUGUAGCAGCGGAGGGCGAGGAGGACUUUGUCGCACCCAGCAAAAACAAGCUCAUCUGCUGGAUUGUGAGCAACUGGAACCAGGACCACGUGCGGGUGAAGUACUACAAUGAGCUGUACAAACACAUUGAGGUGCAUGCGUAUGGACAAGCCUUCGGGGAGUACAUCUCGGACCAAGACUACUUCCCCACCAUCGCCAGCUGCAAGUUCUACCUGGCUUUUGAGAACUCCAUUCACAAGGACUACAUCACUGAAAAACUGUACAACCCGCUGUCCGUGGGCUCAGUGCCAGUGGUUCUCGGGCCGCCCAGGCAAAACUACGAGAACUUUAUCCAGGGAGACGCCUUCAUCCACGUGGACGACUUCACUUCGCCCAAGGAGCUGGCCGAAUACCUGCUGCUCUUGGACAAGAACGAGGAAAUGUACCUCAGGUACUUUGAGUGGAGGCGGCACUUUAAAGUAAAGAAGGCCUAUUUCUGGGCAGAGCACACAUGCCUGGCUUGUGAUUAUCUGCGUAGACACAAGGAAUACAAGUCCUUCAAUAACCUUGACAAGUGGUACUGGGGCGGAUAGUACUUUGAAGGGCUAUGCAGUGCUUGUUUGGUUGUUAAAGGCUGCGCUUUAAGUCAUUCUUGUCCUUUGCUCAACAUGAAGGUUCAUUAUUGUUGCUCCCAAACUAUUCUUUUUCUUAUUAUUUUUUAUAUUGAUUCAGCGGCCCAGUGAGACAUCCAACUUGUUUUUUAAAUUAUUGUUAUUAUUUGCAAGUCAAUUUUGCCAAGCCUGAAUUUGCCUUUGUGAUAAUCAUGUAUUCAUUUUUAUUAUUAAUAAGUUUAAAAUGCACAACAUUUGUUCUUGUUAUUUCAAUCCAUGUUUUGCUUAACAUGACGACAUUUGCUGCUAUUCUUUUAAUAUUUUUGUUAUGAAUGCUCGAUUGUGAGGAUGUUCCUGUAUCACAGAUGACAUUCAUGGUGGAAUAAGGUGUGUCUUUUUUCUUUAAUUAUUCCCAUUCCAUGAAGCACACAACUACAGUGUUGGCUGCAGAAGGAGAUUGAUAUUAAAAAAUGCUAAUGUUUAGGUAAUAUUUAUUCAAGUAACUCUCUUUUCUUAAGUGAUAAGAGAAACAUCAAUCUCCAAACUAGCACAAAUCUGUGCUAGUGAUGCAGUCACCUUUGUCUGCAUAUUUUUGGAAUUACAGUAUGUAGCUGUCAUUUACUCUGCUAAUCUAACUGCUACCUAUAUAUACAUACAGUACAUAUAUGUAUAUAUAUAUACAUGUAUUUACAGUAAAUAUAUAUACAAUAUAUAUAUGUAUCCAGUUUCCACCAGUCGACGUGACUGCUCUGUGUGAGGGAGGUUACUAUUUUUAUCAUGUCGUGAAUUGUUCAUUGUAACAUGUGAUGUGUGAAAAUGCAGUUGGAUUCCGCAUGUGUUAUCGUACAGUACAGAGCCACUGUACUGCAGUAUGAAACUCCAAGACACCUCAUCAUGUUGCAUUCUAAUUUCAUCCGUCAAUUUAAUUGAAUACAGUGUUGGGAAAGCCCACAAAAUGAAGAUAUUCCUGAACUAUGCUGUGCAUACUGUACUGUCAUCUUACAAUGUGACAUUAGAUAUUUACACCGAUCAAAUAAGAUGUGUGAAUCAGGAUGCAAUACGAUUAGGUGAGAUCUGCCCACGUGUUGGGUUCCUGUUGACAAAAAAAGUGAAAAAUGUAAAAUUGUCAAGAUUACUGCAAGAUUAUCUGUGUGAAAGUUUUAUUUUCUGGAUUUUUAAUUUGUUUACUCCUGUUUACAGUUGUGCAGCUCACAAGCCAACCUACACCACUCUAGAUCAUGCUAAAAAUGGAUCAACAUCUGUACAUACCGCAUCACUUUUAAAUGUUCUAAACAUCUUAUCUACCGAGAAAUGCAUCUCAACAGCACUCAGCAGCUAAUGACGUCAUGGUUUCGCUUUUAGAGAAAGAACAGUGCAAAACCAAGUCAACAUUUUAUGCAAGAUGAAACUGCGUUUUUUUAGUCUAAGUACUCCAGCAUUUUUCAGGUUAUUAUGAUUUUGAGAUUUCUUCACUGUCAAAGGGACCAUUAAUGUAAAUAAGGAUGAAUUGAAUUAUUUUUCUUAUGGAAUAUGGUUCCAAACACCAUAGCAAAACCUGUAUAUAAACCUUGUGGUGAACUGAAUCAUCAUCUGGAUCAAACACACCCACUAACAAGGAUAAUUCCUUUAUGUGCAAAGGGCCGAGGGGGCUCAAAUAUUUUUAUUUUUAUUCACGGGGCAGAGAAACAACAUGUUGUACAUAUUUUCAAUGUUGUAAAGAGAUUCAAGUGUUGUCGGGGAGGGAAUGGGAUCUUGCCGCGCCUACUUAAGAAAUGUUUGUGCUUUUAAAGGCUGUGAAUCAAGGUGAAACCAGAGUGGCACUUGAAAAAGAUGACCGUGUGAGUCAUUUGUUUUAGUGUUAAAGUGGAAAUUUCACCAAGUUAGAAGUGAGACGAUUAUACACAAAUUGGAUUUUUCUUGUUAUUAGACGGUUAUGCUCUCGGCAUGACCGAAUUUUAAAAAGUCAUGCCAAAUUGCAGCGGAGAUAUGCACUUUUAUUCACGUAGAGUUGUGUGACUCACUGUGCUGGUGGCUGUCUUUAGAUGGAGCUGUUGUCCUCUAUGACCUGAGUUAUCUUACUGAUUAACAAGGAAACUGCAACUCAUGGUUUCAUAUUGUACAGUCCGGUCUCAUGUAUGAAAACAAAGGUUUCUUGUCCAAUGUGGUUGGUGACUUAAAUGAACAAUUUUCUUUGUGUUGUCCGUCUCUUUUCUCUUCUCUCCCCUUUCUCUUUUUUGCACAAAAACAAAUAGGAGGAGCUGUGGCUUCUCUGUCCCGCCCGUGAGUGUGUCCCAGCACCAUGAAUCCGGAUGUCUCUGGACACUGUCCUUAAAAACACUGUAUACCCAGCAGGAUGAAUUCUUUGUGUGGCCGAACGUGACGAUAUCUUGAGAAAUUAUCAUUUUUCUGCCAGUUCACUGAAAGAAAUCAGUGAUUCAAUCAGUACACAUUUUUUGCCAAAUUGUUGUAUUUUGCCAAAUGUUGUGUUUUAACCGUAGAUGUCUGAUAGUGUCAAAGAAAAUAAAGGUAUGGACAUAUGCGAAAACGUG